Molecule: messenger RNA, 1754 nt
Organism: Chenopodium quinoa (quinoa)
Lineage: Eukaryota; Viridiplantae; Streptophyta; Magnoliopsida; Caryophyllales; Amaranthaceae
Exons: 6
Coding region: 229-1572 (447 amino acids)
Source: RefSeq, a predicted model, not a curated record
GCACAAGUGUAUAGCUAAGGUACCCAUAUUUUAUUACUGGACGGACCUGCCUAUUUUUUUAUGGGCCGGGUUAAGGUUUUUAAUGGGAGCUCCAACCCAUUGAAGUAUUGAACUGCUCUGAUUGUGAAUAAGAAAAGAAAAAAAAACCGCAGUUCUCCAUUGAAGCGAACUCAACGUUCUCCAUUUCUGAUACUUAUAUCCCCCAUUGAAGCAGCCUCUGAGGUACAAAUGUUAAGCCGAUCACGAGGUUUUGGUGGCGGUAAGAAACGGGGUCGUAGCGGUUCCCAACCUAUACCAGCGCAAAAUUUACAGGACAUCCAACUAUUAGAUGAAGAUAAGACCCAGGAUGCUGGUGCUAUCGAAACCGUACAUAUGUUUAGCCGAUCACGAGGUUUUGGUGGCGGUCAGAAACGGGGUCGUAGCGGUUCCCAGCCUGUACCAGCGCAAAACACACCCCUAAUUGUAUCAUUAGAUGAAGAGGAGACCCAGGAUGCUGGUGCUACCGAAAUCGUAGUUUCUGAGACUCAGUUCGAGCAAGGAGAAUCCUCACCCAAUUCCAGGGAGUUGGACCCCGAUGGCUUUUGGUUUGAUGACAACCGUGUUAGUCGGUCCAUUACUGAAAUAUUUCAGGGAUGCUUACGAGAACCGUAUAGAAAUUACACAGAGGUUGAUGACGUCACAAAAGCACAUUGGUGGACCUUGUUUGAGCGUCAAUUCACAUGGAAACCUGAGUUAGACGCUGAGGUUAGGAGGGUUUACUCCAUUAAAGCUGCAAAACGCUUGAGGGAGCUGUUUUACUAUGUCACUCAGAAGUGCAAUGGUAAGAAGCCGAAAUGGCUAGCGGAACAUGUACAUGAAGGUUGGAUGAAAAUCCUUGAAGAUCCUACAUUCAAAGUAAAAUCAGAGCAAGCUAAAAAGAACCGGAGGGGCGGUUCCCUAUCUAAUCCAAUUGAACCGUCCCAUUUCCAAGGUUCUAUUUCAGCUAAGGAGCAUGCUAGGCGGCUGGCUGUCAAGAGUAAUGGCAUACUUCCUAAUGCGGGAGAGCUAUACCUCAAAACACAUUUUAAGGAAGUUCCUGGCAAAGGUAGUGUCCCAUGCAGUUCAAAAGCUAAGCGAAUCACGGAAGCCUACCUAAAGGCAGUGGCGGAAUGUAAGGAGAAGGGUGUUCAGAAGGAUCCGAAUCAAAUAUUUUUGGAUGCGGUCGGUGGUAAAAAGAGAGGGACGGUACCGGGAUUGGGAACUAGUGUGGACAUGUACUACGGUAACGGUAAGCGCUCCCGACUGGUUCGCGGCUCAUCCAACACUUACUGCCCAUCUGUUGCUCAAUUGUCCUCUCAGAUACAAAGGGAACGAGAAGAAAAUGAGAGGAGGUGCCAGGAACUGAGCACACAGCAUCAACAACAGUUGGAAGCUUACAAGGCACAGAUGGAGAGACAAUUGGAAGAGCGGCUGCAGAAGGAGCGUGAAGAGAAUGAGAGGAGUCAGCGGGAGUACCUAGAAGAGAUGAGGAAAAUGAUGAUGAAAGUCAUGUCGCAGUUAUGUGGUGUGUCCGAUUCUGCAAGUGUAAAGUGAUUUUAGUUUGUUGUUGAUACUACUUUAUGCUACGACAGUAAUGUUAUUACUGUUGCUGAUUCUACAUUUAUCGGCUAAUAGUGUAAAUGCAUGGAAUGAUGACUUGUAAUGUUACUGCCCAUCUGACUGGCUUUAAAACUUUGAUGGUGACAUGAUAUGGGUGCUUCAUUUUCCCAGCGAUA